AUGAUCAGCAGGCCCGACUCGGUAUUGCUCUGGGACGAAUCGUCGCCGGGGGCCCACGUACUAUCAAAAUCCAAUUCAAAACGAGGAAACCGCCUGAGGAUCCCAGAGGAGCCGGACUAUCAGAUUACGGCCGAAUCGCCUGUUGAUAGAUUCGGCCCUCGACUGAGGAGAUGGCCGACCACGAGUACCACGAGGAGGCCUUCGGCGCCCCAGGUUCAAUGGGGCGGAUCAACCCAGUGUUACUCGCCGAUUGAGGGAAUGCAGGCCAAUUUCAAAUCACUCACGAGUUCGGAUUUCGUCAACUCGUAUUCACAUCCUGAGAUAUACGAUGAGAUCAGACAGGAUAUUCCGCAGUUGCAAAUAGAAGGGGAAAUUUAUAGCGUGGAUGAGAGGAUGUCACAAGAACAAGAACAACCAAAACAACAACAGCAUCAACAACAGCCGCAGCCGCAGCCGCAGCCACAGCAGCGAAUAGAGCCAAAAGUACAAGCAGACACAACUCAAGCGUUGCCCUCGCAACCCAGGCAUUGCUACCACGACAGCAUGUCCAGCGAAGAAAGCUUCGAGAUAACAUCAUAUUCGAGAACCCCAAAGCUUCCCUCGGUCGACAUGAAGACGGAAGAGAAAGUGCCAUACAAGCACCCCCCCGCGUGGAAAGUCAAUUUGAUCAUGUUUGCACUGGCUCUGACCACAUUCUGUACUGGCUGGGACAACACGAUGAUAGCCACUGCAAUCCCCCGGAUAACAGACCAGUUUAAUUCCCUCAACGAUAUCGAGUGGUACGGGGCAGCUUAUUUGCUUGCAAACUGUUCGGUACAACUUAUAUAUGGAAAGUUGUACCAUUUGCACAGCAUCAAGUGGGUGUACCUGACUGCCCUCUGCAUCUUCCAGGUUGGAUCGUUCAUAUGCGCCAUUGCACCAAGUUCCUUGGCUUUAAUAAUUGGCCGGGCCAUCGCUGGCCUAGGUGCAGCUGGGCUUUUGUCUGGUUCUAUUUUGAUUAUAAGGCAAUUGGUCCGGUUCAACCAGAGACCAAUAUACAUGGCAGGGCUUGCUUCCGUGUCGGGUGUUGCAUGCCUUAGUGGGCCAAUCAUUGGCGGUGCCUUUACAGACUACGUCUCCUGGCGCUGGUGUUUCUACAUCAACCUCCCUUUUGGCUUGGUUGCUUGUAUCUUGCUCCUAGUGUUCUAUAAGCCAGUUCAACUCCCUUCUUCACGACAGAUCAGUUUCAGAACCAGCUUACGAUUUCUCGAUAUCGAAGGAACUGCUUUGCUGAUCCCCGCUAUCGUCAGCCUUUUACUCGCUCUCCAAUGGGGUGGCGCUAGGUACUCUUGGGGCUCAGUCCAGGUCAUUGUUUUAUUUAUCAUCUGCGGAAUUACUCUGGUUGGGUUUGUCUUUGUCCAGACCUGGAAGCAAGAGCUUGCCACGAUUCCGCCACGAGUGAUCAGGAGUCGAAACGUCAGUGCUGGCUUUGUUUUUACGUUUUGUUUCGGGGCUGCGGUUGUCGUUACGACGUACUAUGUGCCUCUGUGGCUGCAAGCCAUCAGGAACGCUUCCGCCAAAGACUCGGGCGUCAUGAUCUAUCCACUCAUCGUCAGUAUGGUGCUCACGACGGUGAUCAUUGCAUACCUCGUCACGGUCAUCGGCUAUUAUACACCCUUUAUGAUUCUUGCAUCAAUCCUCAUGUCUGUUGGCGGCGGCCUCCUAAGUACACUAAACAAAAAUUCCAGCUCUGCUCAAUACAUCGGCUACCAAAUUAUCUUCGGAAUUGGCGUCGGCUGCGGUAUACAGCAGAGCAUGGUUGCAAUCCAAGCUGCCAUCAGGGGAAGCGGCAGCAGAAACAGCAGUAGCAGUAGCAAAAGCCACAACAGCACCGGUAACGGUAGCGCUGUUCCAAUGGGCACUGCCAUUAUGACUUUUGCGCAAACGCUCGGCGGCGCAGUGUUUCUUGCAGUCGCCCAGAGUGUCUUUGAUAAUAAGCUCUCUAGCGGCAUAAAGGCCGCCAACAUCCCGGGGCUGAGUGCAAAUGCAAUCCUUAAUGCAGGAGCAACGGAGCUGGGAAAUGUGGUGGCCAGUGACCACAUGAACACGAUUCUUCACGCUUAUAACGCAGCAAUUGAUAGUACAUUUCUCGUCGCGGCAGUUGUCGCGGCGAUAUCGAUAUUGGGGGCGCUUGGAAUGGAAUGGAUUUCCAUAAGACAGCGAUGA
Messenger RNA from Talaromyces rugulosus, 2205 nucleotides. RefSeq lists its product as uncharacterized. The record is from RefSeq and is a predicted model, not a curated record. The transcript has 4 exons. The coding region runs from base 1 to 2205 and encodes 734 amino acids. Lineage: Eukaryota; Fungi; Ascomycota; Eurotiomycetes; Eurotiales; Trichocomaceae. Gene Ontology annotation, molecular function: transmembrane transporter activity. Gene Ontology annotation, biological process: transmembrane transport.